CGCCACCGCCGCAGCCCGGGAAUCCUCCGGGCUCUCGACUUCCCCUCUGGCCGGCGUGCGGAGGGAAGGAGGGAGGGAGGGAGGCCGAGAUGGCCGAUGAGAUCGCCAAGGCUCAGGUCGCCCGGCCUGGUGGCGACACGAUCUUCGGGAAGAUCAUCCGCAAGGAAAUCCCCGCCAAAAUCAUUUUCGAGGAUGACCGGUGUCUUGCUUUCCAUGACAUUUCCCCUCAAGCACCAACCCAUUUUCUGGUGAUCCCCAAGAAACAUAUAUCCCAGAUUUCUGUAGCUGAAGACGAUGAUGAAAGUCUUCUUGGACAUUUGAUGAUUGUUGGCAAGAAAUGUGCUGCCGAUCUGGGCCUAAAGAAGGGCUACCGGAUGGUGGUGAAUGAAGGUGCAGAUGGCGGGCAGUCCGUCUACCACGUUCAUCUCCACGUUCUUGGGGGUCGGCAGAUGCACUGGCCUCCUGGGUAGGCAGGCUCCAGGGUAAUUUUCUUUGCCUAGAUGAACAUUAGGCUUGCAAGUUCCAACAUGUUAAAUGCCAGGUAUUUUUUUCCCUAUAUAUGGAACCACUGAAGACAUUUAAAAACCUAUGCCUAAUAAAAGACUUUGUUGCAUGGUUGUA
Molecule: messenger RNA, 621 nt
Organism: Perognathus longimembris pacificus (Pacific pocket mouse)
Lineage: Eukaryota; Metazoa; Chordata; Mammalia; Rodentia; Heteromyidae
Gene: Hint1
Product: histidine triad nucleotide binding protein 1
Exons: 3
Coding region: 90-470 (126 amino acids)
Biological process (GO): purine ribonucleotide catabolic process
Cellular component (GO): cytoplasm; nucleus
Molecular function (GO): hydrolase activity
Source: RefSeq, a predicted model, not a curated record